Sorex fumeus (smoky shrew) is the source of this 732-nucleotide messenger RNA. RefSeq names its product U1 small nuclear ribonucleoprotein C-like. The coding region runs from base 17 to 496 and encodes 159 amino acids. Gene Ontology annotation, cellular component: nucleus; U1 snRNP. The record is from RefSeq and is a predicted model, not a curated record. The transcript has a single exon. Gene Ontology annotation, molecular function: pre-mRNA 5'-splice site binding; zinc ion binding. NCBI's taxonomy places the organism in Eukaryota, Metazoa, Chordata, Mammalia, Eulipotyphla, Soricidae. Gene Ontology annotation, biological process: mRNA 5'-splice site recognition; mRNA splicing, via spliceosome; spliceosomal snRNP assembly.
CGGCCUGCAGAGCAUCAUGCCCAAGUUUUACUGUGACUACUGCGACACGUACCUCACCCAUGACUCUCCAUCUGUGAGAAAGACUCACUGCAGUGACAGGAAACACAAAGAGAAUGUGAAGGACUACUAUCAAAAAUGGAUGGAGGAGCAGGCCCAGAGCCUGAUCGACAAGACAACUGCUGCAUUUCAACAAGGCAAGAUUCCUCCGACUCCAUUUUCUGCUCCUCCUCCGGUAGGGGCAAUGAUCCCACCUCCGCCCAGUCUCCCUGGUCCUCCUCGCCCUGGGAUGAUGCCAGCACCCCAUAUGGGGGGCCCUUCCAUGAUGCCAAUGAUGGGCCCCCCUCCUCCUGGGAUGAUGCCAGUGGGACCUGCUCCUGGAAUGAGGCCGCCAAUGGGAGGCCAUAUGCCCAUGAUGCCUGGGCCUCCAAUGAUGAGACCCCCUGCCCGUCCCAUGAUGGUGCCCACCCGGCCUGGAAUGACUCGACCAGACAGAUAAGGAGAGUGGGAGCCAAUCUCUCUCUCUCUUUUUCUCUCUCUCCACUUCCUGUCACUUGUUCUUCUUCACCAGGAGAUCGUGGUGCUGUGACUCUGGGUAUUCUCCAGCGGCAUUAGAGGGAGACUUGCCCCCGCUUCCCAUCAGAGAGAGGAUAGUUUUGGAGGGGGUAGUAAAUGGAACAAAAAAACAAUUUUCAUUUGUAUUGUGAAACAUGGAAAUAAAGUUGUCGACUCUUA